Messenger RNA from Penicillium macrosclerotiorum, 942 nucleotides. RefSeq names its product NAD(P)-dependent oxidoreductase. Gene Ontology annotation, molecular function: NADP binding; oxidoreductase activity, acting on the CH-OH group of donors, NAD or NADP as acceptor; NAD binding. The transcript has 2 exons. The coding region runs from base 1 to 942 and encodes 313 amino acids. NCBI's taxonomy places the organism in Eukaryota, Fungi, Ascomycota, Eurotiomycetes, Eurotiales, Aspergillaceae. The record is from RefSeq and is a predicted model, not a curated record.
AUGUCAGAAGUUCGCGUUGCCUGGAUCGGCCUCGGCAACAUUGGCCGGGGCAUGAGCUCCAACAUUGCCCAAAAGGGCCCUCAGUCCAGUCUGAUUCUCUACAACCGCACCACAUCCCGCGCUACUGCGCAUGCACAAGCCCUCGGUGGCCGCGCCACGGUCGCGAACUCGCUUGCCGAGGCCGUCCAGGCUUCCGACUUGAUCUUCACCUGUGUCGGCGAUGACCCCGCCAUCGACUCAAUCACCCAGGCCAUCCUCGCAGGCAAGGACAUCGACUUCUCAACAAAGACCUUCGUCGAUUGCUCGACCGUGCACCCGGACACCUCACGCCGCACGGAAGCCGCGUACCAGGCGCGGGGUGCGGCUUUCGUCGCUUGCCCCGUGUUCGGGGCACCCAACAUGGCGGACGCGGGAGAGAUGAUCGUCGUGCCUGCGGGCAAGCAGGCGGCGAUUGCAAAGGCGAAGCCGUUCUUUGAGGGUGUGACGGCCAAGGCAACGAUCGACCUGUCCAGCGGGACGGGCGCGGACAUUGACGUCGGCAAGGCGUCGACCCUCAAGUUGCUGGGCAACACAUUCAUCCUCAACACCGUCGGCGUGCUGUCGGAGUCAAUGGUGGCCGCGGAGGCGUCGGGUCUGGGCACGGCGCCUUUCAAGCAGUGGCUGGACCUGUUCGACCCGGGCCCAUUUACCAAGUACGCGGGCCGCAUGAUCUCCGGCGACUACUACCAGCGUGACGAACCGCUGUUCGCAGUUGACUUGGCCCGCAAGGAUCUCCGGCAUGCGUCGAACAUCGCCAAAGAGGCUGGGCAGCGCAUGCGCAAUGUCGAAGUCACGGAUCAUUUCCUCCAGGAGGUGAAGGCGGAGAAGGGCGAAAAGGGAGACAUUGCGGGAAUUUAUGGCGCGGCAAGGAAAGCGGCGGGUAUGGAAUAUGGGAACCAGUAG